GUCACACUUACUAACACACGUGUUUGUUGAUGAGCAUCAAAGUCGUGUAGACUAGGCAUUUCCAUAAAGAUAAAUAUAUUAAAAAGAAGAAAAUAAAAUGGUUAAAGUAAAGGUAGAGAAAAAUGAUGACGCCGACACGUCCGUUAAAGUCAGUGCAAAUGUGUCGGUUAAGGAAGAAGAGAGCUAUGAUGACAAAUUGCUGUUUAUUAACGCCAUCGCCAAACCGAUGGCAGGCAAGAAAUUGGCCAAGAAAGUUUAUAAACUGGUCAAGAAAGCCAUGAAGCAUAAAACCUACUUGCGAAAUGGACUCAAGGAUGUGCAAACACGUUUACGCAAAGGUGAAACUGGCCUUUGCAUCUUUGCCGGUGAUGUGACUCCCGUGGACAUCAUGUGCCACCUGCCCGCUGUGUGCGAGGAAAAGGGUAUUCCCUACACUUACACACCAAGUCGUGCUGAUCUCGGGGCUGCCAUGGGUGUUAAGCGAGGCACAGUCGCCUUGCUUGUUCGCCAAAAUGAGGAAUACAAAGAUUUAUACGAUGAAGUCAAAGAUGAGCUGUCAAAGCUGAAUGUUCCAGUUUGAGUUGCUAAAUUAGUCUGUAUUCCUAAGUAAGAACAUUGCUAGUUAAGAUCCUAAUUUUCAAUUUACAAAUACACUAUAAUCUUGUACAAAA
This is a messenger RNA of Drosophila albomicans, 671 nucleotides long. It is a transcript of the gene NHP2, whose product is annotated as H/ACA ribonucleoprotein complex subunit 2-like protein. Lineage: Eukaryota; Metazoa; Arthropoda; Insecta; Diptera; Drosophilidae. The transcript has 2 exons. Bases 98 to 580 code for a protein of 160 amino acids. Gene Ontology annotation, biological process: snRNA pseudouridine synthesis; rRNA pseudouridine synthesis. The record is from RefSeq and is a predicted model, not a curated record. Gene Ontology annotation, cellular component: box H/ACA snoRNP complex. Gene Ontology annotation, molecular function: box H/ACA snoRNA binding.